UGUUUAAGUUGAAGCCGGUCGGUUUCUUGGGCACGGCAAAGACAUUGUCGAGAGCGUCGAAGAAAGUGGCAUUGGACAGUUUGCUGAGUAAGCGAGUCUAGACUUGAACCUUCAUUCAGCUGAGUGUCAACUUCAACACAACUUCAUCUCUCCGUUCAUAGGGGUAAUCAUGCAACGCCUGAUGUGAAUAUGAAAGAAGAGCACUAUUGAAAUUCCAGCCCAGUAUGGCGGAAGUCCUCGCAGCAAUCGGGAUCGUCGCCUCAGUUGCCCAGCUAGCAGAGUAUGGCUUCAAGCUCUCCCUAAAGCUGUACACUUUCAGCAGCAGUGUCUCGUCCGCCUCAACCUCCAUCAAAGCCCUAUCAUCGGACGUCUCCCUUACAUCUACAGUCCUACAAGAGCUCUGCCUCAUCAUCAAAUCCGAUGAAGAUAGUCACGUGGUGUCAGAUACGGCUUUCCAAGCAACGAGCCAAACAGUGAAAGACUGCCUCGCAGUGUUCAAGCAAUUAGAUGAGGCGCUUGAUAAGAGCAUGAAGGGAAUGGAGGAGAGGGGUGGUAAGAGAGUUGUGGAGAAAUUGAAGUGGCCGUUCAAGCAGCCGAAAAUGGAUUUGUUGCGAAGCAAUCUGGACAGGCUGAAGACGAGUUUGACGCUGAUGUUGCAGGUGCUGAGUUAUGCUAGGGAUGUGACCAAUCGCAAAGCUGCGCAAUCAUCCCUUAUCUACCAAAAACAUGUGAUCGAAAACCUUGCUCGCUCUGAACGAGACAUGAAUCGAAGAUACAUCAACAUGCAACGAGCACUUGAGUUCGAGGCCAUCGACCGCGACUUUUAUUCUACAAUGAAUUCUUCUGUUCAUGUUUCCACGUCGAGGGAGAUUCGGGCUGACAGUGCCUUCAUGGCAAAGCCCACAUCUAUUAAGCGGUCAGUUCCAAUUGAAGCAGAAGCCAAGUCGCCUUUGGCGGAGAUAAUCGACAAUCCACCUGCAGUGAAACCUCGAACGCUCGUCGGAGAACUCCUCCUCUGUUUCCAGCUGCUAAAUGAUAUUCUGGGAUAUCACAUGGCAGUGUCCAAGCUCAGUGAUCUUUCCGCUUCGGGAUAUGAUGACCUUCGUGGAGCACUGUGUAGAGUUCACGAUAAAGAACUCAAGAAAAUGGAAGCGCAGCAUGCGGAUGCUCCGAUUUAUGUGAGAGCUGAAGCAGCCAAAAAUUUACAAACUCGGUUGAGAGAGUUGGUCAGAGCGGGACUUUUAGCGAAAAGAGAGACGGAUUUGAAAGAGGAUUUGGGAACAGCACCUGAGAAAGUCUUGGGGUCUAAACCUGUGGAAACUAUCCCAGCCGAGAAGCAUCCAGUGACGAAUGACUCCUCAAACCCAGCAGAAUCAUUUGAAUCUGAAUUCGGCGGCCCAAUGAUGCUUCAGCCGAGCCCCGCCACCAGCAAUUCGCGAACAGAAGCAUUACAGGCACAAAUCGAUAGUACUGUUGGCAUCAUGCGAGAAAGCAUCAACAACGUGUCUCAACGUGGGGAUCGACUUGGUUGGGAGGAGUAUGGCUCUGACAACCUAGCUAGCUCACGCCAAGGAUAUCGAAUAGGUGCGAACAGAGUGCGCAAGGCACAGUGGCGUGUGUAAGUCCUUUUCUUGUCCUCUCAGCUCCACAAUAAUUGGGAACGUACUGUGACAAAGUGUAUUGUAUCCGGAAUGCUAAUGUGAUUUCCCAAACACAGGAGUCCGCUAUCAGCCAUUGCCU
Messenger RNA from Cadophora gregata, 1740 nucleotides. RefSeq lists its product as uncharacterized. Lineage: Eukaryota; Fungi; Ascomycota; Leotiomycetes; Helotiales; Ploettnerulaceae. The transcript has 4 exons. The record is from RefSeq and is a predicted model, not a curated record. The coding region runs from base 225 to 1622 and encodes 465 amino acids. Gene Ontology annotation, biological process: regulation of DNA-templated transcription.